Bactrocera oleae (olive fruit fly) is the source of this 5387-nucleotide messenger RNA. The record is from RefSeq and is a predicted model, not a curated record. NCBI's taxonomy places the organism in Eukaryota, Metazoa, Arthropoda, Insecta, Diptera, Tephritidae.
GAAUUCACCACGAUUGUACUACUAUUACACCACGAUGCAAACCAAUCGUCAAAUUUGCAAAACUUCACAAUUUCUUUUAGUUCUGUGAAUUUGUACAAUUUCUGUUCCGAAAUACUUGUGCUAUUAUACUCGAUUUUAUUGAAUUGGUCGUUAUGUUCAUAAAAUGUAAUAAUAAUUUGAUUAAACAAGAAAAAUAAGAUUUGCACGGAAAAGUAAGCGUUGGAGUUUUGUGAAAAAUCUAUAACAUAUUGGCGUUUUGUAGGCUGGAGUUUCGGAGGGCGGAUAUUAUUUAGUAAUAUGGUAUUUAUAAAAGAUAUAUUGUAAAUUAUAUGGCCUCCAAAAUAUCAAGGGAUUCACAUGUACAAAAAACCUAUAGUGCUGAUCACAGAAUAUAUAUAUAUAUAUAUAUAUAUAUGUGUUUUAUAAUUUUGGCGAAUAAUAUGAGUAUAUGAGUGCAUGUAUGUGUGUAUUUACUUAUAUUACAAAUUACUACCGUUAGAAGAAAUUAGCAAUGUCUCACACUUAAAUUCAGAGAAUUCUAUGGCCGGAUGUAGUGAAUCGUUCUGUAAAUUAGCCGAUUUCUUUAUUGUGGAAAGUUAGCUAAUAUCUUACCACCGGAAAAAAUAAAAAAUUGGCCGAACAGGAUAUAUAUACCCAUCUAAAGUCUUAUUAAAAAUGGCAAUGUCAAAGGUCAUGCGGGUACUGGAAAAGUCUAUUCCACCAUCACCCUACAGCGUUCUUUUAGAGCAUCGAAAUAAAAGUGAUAGCAUUCUUUUUGAAUCUCAUGCGGUUGCUUUGCUCUCCACUCAGGAAACUGAUGUAAUACGAAAGCAGUAUACAAAAUUAUGUGAUGCUUACGGUUGCCUUGGUGUUCUGCAACUAAAUGCUGGAGAAAGUACUGUUUUGUUUCUAGUGCUUGUCACUGGCUGUGUUUCAAUGGGAAAAAUCUGUGAUGUUGAAGUUUUUCGAAUUACGCAGACACAAUUCGUGGCUUUGCAAAAUGCAGCUCCGAAUGAAGACAAAAUAUCAGAGUGCCGCAAGCUGUUGAACUCGGGAACUUUUUACUUUGCACAUUCGAAUCUUUCGAUGAUCAGUAGUUUACAAAAGUUUGAUAUAACAUUAUGUGCUCAACGGAGACAAAAAAUAUCUGAGACUGACAAUCGUUUCUUUUGGAAUCGAAUGAUGCACAUACAUUUGCUCCGUUUCGGUGUAGAUUGUCAAUCAUGGCUUCUGAAGGCAAUGUGUGGUUCUGUGGAAGUUCGCACAGUGUAUGUUGGAGCUAAACAGGCUCGCGCCGCUAUCAUAUCUCGGUUAAGUUGCGAGCGUGCCGGCACUCGAUUUAACGUUCGAGGCACCAACGAUGAGGGGCAUGUUGCUAACUUUGUUGAGACCGAGCAGGUUAUAUAUGUGGAUAGUGAUGUGACUAGUUAUAUUCAAACACGUGGAUCUGUUCCUCUUUUUUGGGAACAACCGGGUGUACAAGUUGGCUCACACAAAGUGAAAUUAUCACGAGGCUUUGAGGCUUCUGCGGCAGCAUUUGAUCGACAUAUGGUGAUGAUGAAGCAACGUUACGGGUAUCAGGCGAUUAUAAACCUUUUGGGCACAUCGAUGAUUGGUAGUAAGGAAGGUGAGGCAAUGUUAAGCAAUGAAUUCCAAAAACACCAUAAUAUGUCAACCCACAAAGACGUUUCACAUAUUAUAUUUGAUUAUCAUCAAGAGUGCCGAGGUGGUAAUUUUGGUGCGCUUUUGAAACUGAAAGAGCGUUUGGGAGUUUGUGGUGUAAACUAUGGAUUUUUCCAUGCUUCCCAAGGGCAAGCAUUACGUGAACAAUUUGGUGUUAUUCGCACUAAUUGCCUCGAUUGUUUGGACCGCACCAAUUGCGUGCAAACGUUCUUGGGCUUAGACAUGCUUAGUCAACAAAUUGAAGCUUUAAAAUUGGGGGAGAAAAAACAAAAUUUCUCCAGAUUUGAAGAAAUAUUUCGGCAAAUGUGGGUAAACAAUGGCAAUGAAGUUAGUAAAAUCUAUGCAGGUACUGGAGCUAUACAAGGUGGCUCCAAACUAAUGGAUGGGGCGCGAUCAGCUGCUCGUACAAUACAGAAUAAUUUGUUAGAUAAUUCAAAACAGGAAGCAAUUGAUAUUUUAUUACUCGGAUCAACACUAUCGUCAGAAUUAGCUGAUAGAGCUCGAAUAUUAUUGCCAUCGAAUAUGCUGCAUGCGCCAACUACAGUUUUAAGGGAAAUGUGUAAACGCUUUGCUGAGUAUGUAGCUCCCCGUACCUGUCGCGUCGCAGUUGGUACCUACAAUGUAAAUGGUGGUAAACAUUUUAGAAGCAUUGUUUUUAAGGACUCAUUGUCUGAUUGGUUACUUGAUUGCCAUGCAUUGGCACGAGCUAAGGCUCUAGUCAACGUGAAUAAUCCAUCGGAGAACGCCUGCGAUCCGGUUGAUAUAUAUGCGAUUGGUUUUCAAGAGAUCGUUGACUUGAAUGCCUCUAACAUUGUUGCUGCCAGCACAGAUAAUGCCAAAUUGUGGGCAGAGGAAUUGCAAAAGACUAUUUCUCGAGAUAAUGAUUAUGUGCUUCUCACAUAUCAACAACUAGUAGGUGUGUGUUUAUAUAUAUAUGUUCGACCGGAGCAUGCGCCAUUUAUUCGUGAUGUUGCAAUUGAUUGUGUUAAAACGGGACUAGGGGGCACCACUGGAAAUAAGGGAGCAUGUGCGAUACGUUUUGUUUUACAUGGAAGUUCGAUGUGCUUCGUCUGUGCUCAUUUUGCUGCUGGUCAAUCACAGGUUGCUGAGCGUAACGCUGAUUAUGCUGAAAUAACAAGAAAGUUGGCGUUUCCAAUGGGACGUACUCUCAAGUCGCAUGAUUGGGUGUUUUGGUGUGGUGAUUUUAAUUAUAGAAUCGACAUGGAAAAGGAUGAUUUGAAAGAAGCUAUACAGAACGAAGAUCUCACAUCUGUACUGCUGAAUGAUCAGCUGCGUAAGGAGCAAGAAGCAGGCAAUGUUUUCAGCGAUUUUCUCGAAGGAGAAAUUAGUUUCGAUCCUACGUAUAAAUAUGAUUUGUUUAGUGAUGAAUAUGAUACGUCAGAAAAACAACGUGCACCUGCUUGGACUGAUCGUGUAUUAUGGCGUCGACGCAAAGCUUUGGCAGCAGAAACAGAUGUCAAUAGUGUUGAAUGGAAUCCAGGUAGACUUAUUCAUUAUGGUCGUUCAGAGUUGAAGCAAAGUGACCACCGCCCAGUUAUUGCUAUUAUUGAUGCAGAAAUUGUGGAAAUUGAUUCACAGCGUCGACGAGAGGUUUUUGAACAGGUCAUAAGAGACUUGGGUCCACCUGAUUCUACCAUUGUUGUGCACGUCAAAGAGGAUGGCGUUUAUGACGACGGGCCGACUAUCUAUGAUGAAGCAGUCAUGUCUACGCUUAUUCAGGAAUUGUCGAAGUUAGGCGAAGUCACUUUGGUUCGAUAUGUAGAGGACACAAUGUGGGUAACAUUUCGAGAUGGUGAAUCAGCAUUACAUGCGAGCAAUAAAAAAAAUAUUCGCAUUUGUGGUUUGGAGCUACAACUUCAACUAAAGACUGCAAAUUGGCAACCAUUAGUUGACAAUGAAAUUGAGUUGUGCACAACAAACACUAUACCCCUAUGUUCGAAUCCGCAAGAACAAGCACAGUUAUUCAGUAGUUCACCUGACAUUCCGAGGCGUCCCAAACAGCCUCCUGGGCGACCAGCACCAGCUCGCCCACCUAUGCCACUGUCACCUAAAAGUUCGCCUCGUCAUCAACCACACGUUGGAGUUAUUAGUGUCGUCCCUGAUAUGCUGCAAUCUAAACUCUCCAAACCCUUAAUGACACAACCCUUACAGCCCCUACCAAUUUUGUCUCAAAUCAAUCAAAAGAACACUAAAACAGCUAGCAAUGAAAUUUCGCCAGUUGAGUUGACUGAUGGACAAUUCCCGCCCACUCCUCCAAGGCAAAGCAAAAAUUCUACACCAGUAUCCACACCAAUACGUCAACCGAAACAAGAAGGUACUUCAACUUUUUACGAUGGUAGUGCUAACAUAUAUGAAGAAAUACAAGAAGAAAUUCCAGCGCCUAGACAUCCACCACCUCCAUUUCCAUCAACUACAAACCAAGAAAUUGCUCCCAUUGCUUCUGUUGAAAGUCCUCGCAGACAAGUAGUAGUAACACAUCCGACACCAAUAGGUCCCCCACCACCUUUGCCGGCGCGGCGCGGACCUCCACCUAUACCCAAUCGCAGUGGAAAUGCACCACCACUUCCUACUCGACCAGGCAAUAACAAUUAAAGUACUCAUUUCAACACCGCGCGUUUGUACUUCUUUCCUGUGUUAUUGUAAUAAUUGUUGCGAAAAUGUAGUUAAUGCCUAAAUACUAGCUUUGGGUCAUUAAUGGAUUUACUUCAAUAGCAUACAAACUAAGAAAAGUGUUAUAUCUUCAACUUCUAUGAGAACCUGGCAGUGCUAUUUUACGAAUCUCUUCACAAUGAAAAAAUUCGAAAAGGAAGAAUACUUUUAUGCCAAAUAAAUAAAAAUAUAAAGAAAAAAUUAAAAAAUUAUUAAUACGUAUUUAUUUUCCUAUUACAUUAGUAAAACUUUUAGGUAACUAUGUAUGUAUAAUGUGUUUAAACCGACAAAUUAUUAUUUUCAAGUGGUGCUGCUGGAGUUUCUAAAUUGAGUGUAAAACCAUAAAUAUUAUGAUAUUUAUAUCUAAGUUUUGAAUUUUAUUAGUUUUUUAUUAUCAUAGUUUAUCUUUAUUAGAAAUAGACUGGUAUAUAAAAGCUGACAUUCCGUAAUAAAGGUUAAUUUACCGGCUAAACCUUUAAAAAAGUAUGAUAUUUCCUAUCCAAAAAUUUAGCAUUUAGCCAUUAAGCUAAAACUAGUCAAAGAAGCUCAAUAACACUUUUUAAAAAGGUAUUAAUAAUUAAAAAUGCUAUUUAAUGAAACAAAUUUAGAUAUAUUUAUACUAAGUUUGCUUAAUUGUUAAAUAAAAUAAAAUUGUAUUCAAUUAAGUUAAACCAAGUAACAAAGUUAAAUAACAUAAUACAAAUGCGUUUAUGUUAAUAUUGUUGAAAGUAUUUUAUAGUAUAAAUAAAUAUUAACAAUGUAUGGCAAAUAUGCAAGUCAGGAAGUUAUUGUUGCUACUAGUAAAAUCCACUAUUUAUAACAUAUAGAUCUAAGUGUGUGAACAAUCCUGAGGCUUAAUUUAGCAUGAUAUUUGUGCAUUGUAAUGACAUCUAAAAUCAUUGCUUGUUUUUGGUUGAAAUUUAUAGGCGAAAGCCCAUGCACAUUCGAAAAAGUUAAUUACAAUACCUAUAAAUGUUACAUUGUAAAAACACAUAUAAAUAUUAAUAAAACUAUAAUAAAUUAAUAUACUACAA